UUCCAACCUAUCUUCAAUCAUGGUAGGUGCGUUCCAAAGUCGAGAUCAUCAAGCGCUAAGUUUCUUGCUUCCUGCUUCUUUAUGCCGCCGCCCCGUCUGCAAUAGGGCAGCCACUAAGAACGGAUCGGUAACAAAUCGGCUAUCGCCUGAUAGGCCGAUACUAAACCUUGGGUUUCCAUGCUUCAACACAACUCAUCGGUUCUCCCUAUCUCCCCUUCUCCGUCUCAUAAUAUCUACAACUGAACUUAGGUAUAUCAUGAAACACUUCAUCCAUCCAUCCAUCGCAUAAUGUUUGUAAGCUAAGAUAAUAUCAUUCUCAUCACCAACAUACCAACGUAUGUGAAACCUCUCUAGUGAGAUCUUGUGUGUUGUUAGUGCACCUAUCUUCAGCUUCAUCGAUAGUUUAGGUGUCAAGUAAGAGAUCUAGAUACUUAGCAAAGCUUCUGCUUAAAUUGGGAGCUCUAUCACUGAAUCCAAGCCGAAAACGUAACCUAAUAUUUGCCUCUUUCUACUCUAUACGGAUAGAUCUAUAACCUCGUCACAAUGGCUCCUCACAACAUCCAAGACGAAGGCCCCGCGGACCUCGAAAAUGAGCCCGCAGGGACCGAAGUUAGGCCCCCAACGCCACCCCCUCUAUCCGCCAAACCGCCGCGCAUCUUGAUUAUCGGAGCCGGUUCGCGGGGCCGCGUCUAUGGUCGGUGUACCUUACAAUCCAGUAACGGCGUAAUCGCCACUGUUUGCGAGCCCGAUAUCUACAAGAGGCAGGAUUACGUCCGGACCUUCAUCUGGUCCGACGCUAAACACCCGGCUCCUGAAGGCUCAAGCUUCGCCGACUGGCGCGAAUUUAUCGAGUGGGAGGUCCAACGACGGCAGCGCGAGGCCGCGGGGGAGAAUGUACCAGAGGGCGUGGACGCGGCAUUCGUGUGUGUCCGUGAUGAGAUGCAUCACGAUGUCGUGGUAGCCCUCGCUCCACUAGACCUACACAUCAUGUGUGAGAAACCUCUAGCCACAACUCUAGACGACUGCGUCGGCAUCUAUCGGGCGGUAGCCCCCUUACAACCAACCAAAGUGUUUUCAGUCGGUCACGUAUUGCGAUACUCACCGCACAAUAUGCUACUACGCAAACUCCUCCUAGAAGACCGCGCCAUCGGCGAAAUUCUCAGCGUCGUGCAUACGGAACCCGUCGGGUUCUGGCACUUCGCUCACUCGUACGUGCGAGGGAACUGGCGUAAGGAAUCGACAACAGCGCCCUCUCUCCUAACCAAAAGCUGCCACGACAUCGACAUCAUCCUAUGGCUCCUCUGCUCACCCACACACCCGGAGUCAGACGCGGCCCCACACAUACCAUCCGAAGUAUCUUCGACGGGCUCCCUACAAUUCUUCAAACGCAGCCGGAAGCCCAAAGCCGCGGGCGACGCAACCAACUGCCUAAGCUGCGCAGCCGAGCCGUCAUGCAUGUACUCAAGCAAGCGGGUAUACGAAAGCCAGCGACACCAAGGUCUAGAAACAGGGAACAUCCGGUGGCCAAUGAGCGUCGUACUGCCGGACAUCGAGAGUUUCGGGGGCGACAUCGAAGCCGCGCGACCCAAACUACUCCAAACGCUCGGAGAAGACUACACAUCCACAACCCCGCAAGCAGAAAUCGAUGCGCGGAACUGGUUCGGACGAUGUGUGUUCGAGUCCGACAACGACGUAUGCGACGAGCAAACCGUAACGAUAAAAUGGGACGAAGAGCCGCUGUCAGCCGAGCAGGACGCAUACGCAGACAGUGUAGGCCACCGCGGCGCAAAACAAGCGACUUUCCACAUGAUCGCGCAAACAAAGCGGCAAUGCCACCGGUUCACAUACAUAUACGGCACGACCGGCGAAAUCUACGCGGACUCGCGCACCAUCACCAUCGAGGACUUCCGCACCGGCGCGCAGACAUCGUAUCACCCUAAGCUAGAGAGUCUAGGCCACGGCGGUGGUGAUCACGGUAUCACGCGGAACUUCAUAUUAGCAGUUGACCGCGUGAAGAAUCAUGGGUGGGCGGCGCCGAGGGCUCAGCGCGAGUUUAUUGGAUGUAGUCUUGAGGAGAUCAUACGCAGCCAUGCUAUGGUGUUCGCGGCGGAGGAGGCGAGGGUUGGGAGGAAGUAUGUUGAUUGGAGGAGUUGGUGGGAUGAGAAGGUUGGUGCUAUAUAAGGGUAUUAGGGCUAAGUAUACUUCCCGAGGUCCUCUACGCGUAUUCUUGGCCGUGGUUAUUCCCUAAGUUGGUUGCAUGCAUGGUAUUAGGCACUUGUAGAUCAACGCCUGUAGAAGCAUCCCUUGUUCUCACAUUGCUUGCUUGCUCGGGCGUUGUUAAUUGGACUGGGAAGGCUCACGAUAGGUAGCAUGGAAUUUUCGCGUUUCUAGAUUGAAGCAACAAAGAUGCAUAGAAUAUAAUUAUUUAAUUCGC
Molecule: messenger RNA, 2434 nt
Organism: Annulohypoxylon maeteangense
Lineage: Eukaryota; Fungi; Ascomycota; Sordariomycetes; Xylariales; Hypoxylaceae
Product: NAD(P)-binding protein
Exons: 1
Coding region: 544-2181 (545 amino acids)
Molecular function (GO): nucleotide binding
Source: RefSeq, a predicted model, not a curated record